AUGGGAGUUUUGGAAGUCAGAGGGAAUGAGAAGAAAAGGAAGCUGCCUUGGAGUGGAUUGGUUUUCGACAGCAAGGAAAAGGUGACUCUCACUUGUCCUCAGGCUCAAAGGUUCCCACCCCAUCUCAGGCUCGCAUUAGCCAGGGCCCAGCAGCAGUCAGGAGCCCAUACAGCUACAGCGGCCAUGACGUCCUCUCAUUUGAGGACCCCGCCCCCUGAGCAGAUGUCGUCGGUGCCAGGCCCAUCCCUGGCCAAUGGGGUUGUCAGAUCUGCCGGGCGCGGUCAGCGCAAGGGCAAGAACGCGUCUUCUUCUUCGAGCCGUAAACCGCGGCACGUACCAGUCGUUGAUAUCAGGCCCAAGCCGAGCAGGAAAAAUUCAGUUUUUCCACCGACGAAAUCUCAGAUCCCCACCACCAGUUAUCAAGACCAGUACCAGCAGCAACCACAAGUCUUUCCGCUCAAAUUUGAACCAGGAACUUUCGAAGAUACGAACUACGACUUUGAGCAAGCAAUAGGGCAUAAUUUCAAUAGCCUCUACCUUUUAGAACCGAUUCCCGCUUUCCUCCCUCUCCCGCGCCACAAUACCCACAUAGGGUAUUACCAGCCAUCCCUUGGAGAAGGAGACCUGGGCAGAAUGCCACAGGAUAUGUCGACGUGGCAGCCGGAGCGUGCUGUGCCCGACGCUGCGGGCCAAAUGUCAGCGAUGCCCAGCUACGGGCCCCCUGCCGAGAGUCCGUACGACUGGGAGCAGGACUACCAGCAGCAGCACCAGCAGCACCAGCCACAGCAACAGCAGCAACAACAGCCACAGCAGCAACAACAACAGCAGCAUCAAGGUCCCGUGGCUGCUGAGACAUCAGCAGCAGCCCUUGAAGCAAAUGCUUGGCAAGAUGCCAUCUCCCGCUCUGGUCUGUUUGACCAAACCCAGCUUGGGCCACAAUAUUGGCCAACAUACCAAGCAGUACCUGGCUUCACAGCCACCGGUGGGGUCGGCUUUUCCGACCCCAUGAGCUUCACCAGCUGGGCCCACCAGCAGCCCAUGCCCGCCGCCAGCGUCUCCCACGCACAAACGGAGAUCCCCCCGCUGGCCAGCUUCGCCCACCACCACCAGACACCUCCUGGAACCGCAGCGACGCAACGAACCGUGUCGCCCAGAGACGUCUUCAACGACGACUUCCUCCUCCCCCCGGCUCCGUUCCGAACCAGCAGCCAACGGCUCGCGAGUGAGGACGAGCCCAUGACCAGUAACUCCCCGCUGCUGGAGCAGUCGCAGCUUUACCGCCGCGGCCGCGGUCAGAUAGAGGCCCAGCAGCCUCUAAUCCACCGCCCGUCGUCGACGUCUUCGUUCGCGAGCAUGCUCCGGGCAAACGAGCGCCUCAUGGAGGCAAGCGAGGAUGGGAGCGUCAGCGGCGCCAGCGUCGUUGGCGGCUUUAACAACAGCAGCAGCAGCAGCAACAGCCAGUUGCCCUCGCGUACGUUCUCGACGGCGAGUAGAGAUUCUGCUCGUCGGUUGCUACCAAACGAGCCACGGUCAAGCCGGGCUCGCUUUGCUUACCUUCCAAGUGACGAUCGUCAAAGUCGUGAGGAAGACGAAGAGGACGACUACGAUGACGACGAAGACGACGACGAAGAGGUGCCUUCGCACCCGUACGGCACCAGGAUCAGCGCUCGCACCCCCGUGCAGUCCAAGAAGCAGCCGACCGAGCCCAGCAUUGGUCCCCAGUCCUCCCAGGCCCCGGGCAGCGGACCAGCCGGUCCACCGACCGAGAACUUCCCGUCGGGACGCCUCCCAGAGCACGCCUCGUCCGCUGUCGAGAACCUCUUCAUCCACGAGAUGAGGGAGGAGGGACUCUCGUUCCGAGAGAUCCAAGCCGCGGGCCCCUUUGUGCAGGCCGAAUCGACCCUACGGGGCAGAUACCGGACCUACGUCACCGACAAGGCGCUGCGUCCUCGCAAGGCGGAGUGGACUGCUGCCGAUGACGUCUUCCUCUGGGACGCGGUCCGCCACUAUCGCCGUGUGGGCAGGCACUCCCGGUCCGACCACAUCCCGUGGCAAAAAGUCCGGGACUACAUCUUUGAGGCUGGCGGGACGCACAAGUUCUGGUCGGCCAGCUGCCACAAGCGCUGGAAGAUGCUGCGGGACCAGAAGCUCAGGGGACGGGCUGGAGGCAGUGGCGACGCUGGUGAUCCAAAGGACACCAAAGCCGGCUACUCGCUCAAUAUUUACAAUGACGAGUAG
Messenger RNA from Pyricularia grisea, 2238 nucleotides. RefSeq lists its product as uncharacterized. The record is from RefSeq and is a predicted model, not a curated record. The transcript is spliced from 3 exons. NCBI's taxonomy places the organism in Eukaryota, Fungi, Ascomycota, Sordariomycetes, Magnaporthales, Pyriculariaceae. Bases 1 to 2238 code for a protein of 745 amino acids.